CAUGUGAGCAGAAGGAGAAGCCUGGAGUGGGAUCCCUGCCUGGACUCGAUGCUGCUGGGGCCACAUCUUGCAGUUAAGAGGAAGAGGAAGAAACAUUUCCUUCAGCAGUGUUAAAAAUGGGAGACAGCAUCUGCCCAGCAGCCCAGGAAGGGAAGCUCCAGACCUUGCCCAGGGAGCAUCCCUGGGAGCGUCCCAGGCGGAGUGACACAGCCCUCUGUCACUAAGGGGUGCCAGGGCAGCAUGGCUCAGAGGGCCUGGGGCAGGAUGCUCUUCCACAACAGAAAGACCCAGCUCCUGCUGGUCAACUCCCUGACGUUUGGCCUGGAGGUCUGCCUGGCUGCAGGCAUAACCUACGUGCCGCCACUGCUGCUGGAAGUGGGCGUGGAGGAGAAGUUCAUGACCAUGGUUCUGGGGAUAGGCCCCGUCCUUGGCUUGGUUUUCGUCCCGCUGAUCGGCUCUGCCAGCGACCACUGGCACAGCAGCUACGGCCGCAGGAGACCUUUCAUCUGGAUGCUUUGCCUGGGAGUCCUGCUGAGCCUCUUUGUCAUCCCCCAUGCCAGCAGCCUUGCCAGCCUCUUUGCCACCAACCCUCGGCCCCUGGAGAUCGCCUUCCUCAUCCUGGGCAUCGGCCUGCUGGAUUUCUGCGGCCAGGUCUGCUUCACGCCGCUGGAGGCUCUGCUCUCCGACCUCUUCCAGGAGCCGGACAACUGCCGCCAGGCCUUCUCCAUGUACGCCUUCAUGAUCAGCCUGGGGGGCUGCAUCGGCUACCUGCUUCCAGCCAUCGACUGGGGGGGCAGCUUCCUGGCCCCGUACCUGGGCGGGCAGCAGACCUGCCUCUUCAGCCUCCUCGCCGUCAUCUUCCUCGCCUGUGUGCUGGCCACGCUCUUCGUGACGGAGGAGGCGGCUCCCCAGGCGGACGCUCUGGAGGGCCCGGCGUCGAAGGAUGCUGCCCCGAAGCCCUCCCCUCCUGCCUGCUGCUCUUGCCAGCCCCCCAGCAGCUCCUGCCUCCUGCAGGCCAGGCGCUGGGGGCAGGCUCUGCGGAACCUCUGCGCGCUGCUGCCGCGGCUGCACAGCCUCUACUGCCGCAUCCCCAAGGUCAUCCGGCGCCUCUUCGUGGCCGAGCUCUGCAGCUGGAUGGCCCUCAUGACCUUCAUGCUGUUCUACACAGACUUUGUUGGGGAAGGGCUGUACCACGGCGUGCCCAGGGCCAAGCCGGGCACGGAUGCCAGACGCCACUACGACGAAGGCGUCCGGAUGGGCAGCUUGGGCCUCUUCCUGCAGUGCAUCACAUCCAUCUUCUUCUCGACAAUCAUGGACAGGAUGGUGAAGCAGUUUGGGACACGGGCAGUGUACCUGGCCAGUGUGGUGUUCUUCCCCCUGGCUGCCUUCGUCAUGUGCCUGUCCCACAGCGUCACCAUCGUCACCAUCUCGGCUGCUCUGACAGGCUUCACCUUCUCCGCGCUCCAGAUCCUGCCCUACACGCUGGCCUCGCUCUACCAUCACGAGAAACAGGUAUUCCUGCACAAGUAUAAGAGCAAGGAGGAGGGAGACACAGCUCGACUGGACAAGAAAUCAGCCUUCUCUAAAGGCCACCUCCCCAGCCAGAAGCUGCCUUACCAGAAUGGCCAUGCUGGGAGCCUCUUCUCUUCCUCCUCCUCCUCCUCUCCCGCAGCCGCCGGCUCGGCUCUGUGCGUCAGCUCCUCCUGCGACGUCUCUCUGAUGAUGAUGGGAGGAGAGCCAGACCCAGUGGCCCCUGGGCGAGGGAUCUGCUUGGACCUGGCCAUUCUGGACAGUGCUUUCCUCCUCUCUCAGGUCGUCCCCUCCCUCUUCAUGGGCUCCAUCGUCCAGUUUACACAGUCAGUGACUGCCUACAUGGUGUCAGCUGCUGGCUUUGGCCUGGUGGCCAUUUACUUUGCAACCAAAGUUGUCUUUGAUAAGAGUGACAUGGCCAAGUACUCAGUGUGAUGGGGAAGGCACCAGGGCAGCAGCUGGCACAACGAGAUGUGUGUGGAUGUGGAUGUGUGUG
Messenger RNA from Dryobates pubescens (Downy woodpecker), 2026 nucleotides. RefSeq names its product solute carrier family 45 member 3 (gene SLC45A3). Gene Ontology annotation, cellular component: membrane. Gene Ontology annotation, biological process: transmembrane transport. The transcript has 4 exons. Lineage: Eukaryota; Metazoa; Chordata; Aves; Piciformes; Picidae. Bases 241 to 1965 code for a protein of 574 amino acids. The record is from RefSeq and is a predicted model, not a curated record. Gene Ontology annotation, molecular function: sucrose:proton symporter activity.